CUUAGGAUGCAUUGCAAAAGCUGUGCCUUAGUGACCAGCUCUGGCCACAUGACCGAAAGUGGUCGAGGUGCGGAGAUCGACCGCAAGGAGUGCGUUAUCCGUAUGAACGACGCCCCAACACGAGGCUACCAGAGGGACGUGGGCCAGCGAACGAGUCUGCGUGUGGUCGCACAUUCCAGCAUGCAACGUGUGCUACGAAACCGCCACGAGCUGCUCAACUCCAGCCAGAACACCACAUUUAUCUUCUGGGGGCCGGGAAACUACAUGCGACAAGACGGUAAAGGCCUUGUCUACAACAACCUGCGUCUGCUGAAGCAGAUGAUGCCUAAACUACAGAUUUACGUCAUCUCGAAGCUGAAGAUGCUGCAUUUUGAUGAGCUUUUUAAAAAGGAAACAGGAAAAGAUAGAAAAAGGUCCAAUUCAUGGCUCAGCACAGGUUGGUUCACUAUGGCGAUUGCAUUGGAGAUUUGUGACAGAAUCAACGUCUAUGGCAUGAUUUCACCUGAGUUCUGCAAGUUGCCCAACCUCGAGCCCUCAGUGCCGUAUCACUACUACGAGCCUGCGGGGCCAGAUGAAUGUAAAAUGUAUCUCUCCCACGAGCAGGGCCGGCACGGCAGCCACCACCGUUUCAUCACAGAGAAACGUGUCUUUGCCAACUGGGCUCGUAUGUUCAACAUACACUUCUAUCAACCGGACUGGAGACCGGCACCUGUAGCACAGAACAGCACAGACUCAUGAGGUUCAAACACUGGGCUGUUUCUGGGACUCGGAGACUUUGUGUCCUUUUAAGGACAAAUGGAUUUGAACGUUUGAACUGGAACACAUUAUGAAUGAAAGUCUAUUAUGAUGUUAUUUGAGGAUUGAAAAGCAACGACUUUAAUUCAAGGUACUUAUUGGACAUUUUUGCUGAACGUUUUAAUUGCAAAAGCUGUGAUGAAUGUUAAAUGUGUCAAGAACAAACAGUUCAGUAUUCACGUUACUUAUUAAUGGCAACCGUGUGAUCCACGUUGGUUCAUAAUUCAGAAAACUGGGUUACUGUAUAAUUAUAUCACAUUUUCUGUUUCCAGAAAUUACUAGUUUGAUAUCUAGGCCAUAUUGUUCUCCAUGUGUAAUUUCAUUUAAAUUAUACAUAGAGCCUCAAUAAUUUGUGCCGCGUGGAGAGUGUCAAGCACAUAAUGUUACAAAUUUCUCCUCUCAGUGGCAUCUAAAGAGAACCAUUUACAAAUUGUGCAUUUUCCAAAUGACACUUUUAACACAGGGCCUUAAUAGAUUGGUCUGAUUUGGUUUUGUACAUGUGAAAAAGAUGUUUUUCUCGUAAAUUAAGCUGUAAAUAUAGCUUUAUGUGAAUAUUGUAAUGUUCUCAGUAGUUUUCAGUAGUCUUCACUCCAAAUCAGAGGUUCCCAGAACACUUCAUGCUAGGAACCACCUUGGUAAGUAAUCAAUCUUGAGACCUACCGAAAAAAAUGUAAGCGAAAUAUAAGGUAAUUAUUUCGAUGACGUGAAAUGGUUGCACUUGGUGAGCUUUUGGCGCCACCUGUUGCUAAUUUUCCUCAACACGAUUCUGAAUACACAACUCAGAAAAUAAAAUACUAAUACGAUGCCACAUUGUGCGGCUUUUGGUUGGAAUAUUUAAUAGAAGGGCAACAAGAGAAGCAAUGUAAGUCUUCACUGCUUUCCUGGGUAUAAAAAGAGGAGAAAAGAUGGGAAGAUGUCUGUGGACGAAUAAAACGUACUAAAGAUCCGUGUCUUUGUUCUCUUAACACUGUUGCCACGGAUUGUUUUUCAUGUCCACAGGUUGAAGCGACCCCAAUAACGUCAUAUUUAGCCCCUGGAAUGUUAAUUUUAACAGGGGACCCUGCCAAAAAAACGUGUAUUUUACCCCUUGGAACGCGAUUUUUAACGGGAGACCCCCCUCAAAACGUGACUGGGCAACUUUUAGGCUAGUCUUGAGUGGCAGUUGGGCGGGUUUUGUUGUGAAGAUCUGGCAACCCUGAUGCCAUCCUAACAGAAUGUAAACAUGCCUAUUUUGCCGAAGCUCAUAAUGCUGCAGCCGCUUAAGGAGUUCAUCAGCGUGGAUUUCACUCGACAUCCGGGCAUUUAGACUCCUUGUGGGAAAAAAUUUAUGGCUUAUGGGAGCUGCUCUGGCCUAAUGGGAUAUCAUGCUAUGAGUUCUGCUUAUUCGCAGUGGCCAGUGAAUGUGCCUAGCACAACAACGACUGUCCCUCAGGAAGUCUAGGGAAAUUGGAGGGCUUUAAAGGACGCGGAAGUCUGUAAAUGAGGCUGGCCUUUGAUUCUGCUCUGCUGCCUUCUACUGUAAUCAGUCACCCGAGGCAACACCGUGAUUACGGAUGACCUUGGAUCAGGCAGGAGGCCUGAAUAAAAUAAACGUG
Labeo rohita (rohu) is the source of this 2390-nucleotide messenger RNA. RefSeq names its product ST6 (alpha-N-acetyl-neuraminyl-2,3-beta-galactosyl-1,3)-N-acetylgalactosaminide alpha-2,6-sialyltransferase 5b (gene st6galnac5b). The transcript has 4 exons. Lineage: Eukaryota; Metazoa; Chordata; Actinopteri; Cypriniformes; Cyprinidae. The record is from RefSeq and is a predicted model, not a curated record. Gene Ontology annotation, molecular function: alpha-N-acetylgalactosaminide alpha-2,6-sialyltransferase activity. The coding region runs from base 7 to 738 and encodes 243 amino acids. Gene Ontology annotation, biological process: ganglioside biosynthetic process; oligosaccharide metabolic process.